AUGUCAAUAGUUGUUGAAAGAGUUAAGGCUAAAUAUUCGCCACCAAAUUAUAUUAUAUUUAAUACUCCUAGUAUAAUUAUCCUCUUCAAGGGUAUGUAAAAAGGUGUUUCACUAUAGCUUGUAUAUUUAUUCAUCAGCAUGAAAAUUAUUGUCAAAGAUGAGAUUAUCAUUGAGGGUAUGUACAUCAGGAUUGGAAGCUAGAAUAAUCCUAAAGUAAACCAAUCCGAUCUAAACUUAGCAACCUGA
Messenger RNA from Stylonychia lemnae, 246 nucleotides. The record is from the annotation of a GenBank genome assembly. NCBI's taxonomy places the organism in Eukaryota, Ciliophora, Spirotrichea, Sporadotrichida, Oxytrichidae.